CAGCUUUGCAACCAGACAAAACUGACUUAUUGAACUGUCUUGAACCACAUGUUUUUUUGUACUUUUUUUUUUUUAAAUCUAAGGACAACUAGGCUAAAUGUUUGUCACUGUGAGAUCUUCACUUGGGUGCAUUUGGGAAUGAGUUUCUGAACAUGGUGACAGUCGGGAUGUUACUGAUGGUCGUCUUUUUUUCAGGUGCUUUGGCUGACUGCCCUGAUGCCCUUUUUGUAACUGCACCAAAGAAGCUGGAAGCACUGAGUGGAUCUUGUUUGCACAUCCCGUGUAGCUUCAGACCCAAAGAAGAACAGAGAUUUAGCAGGACAAGAAAAAUUUUUGGAGUGUGGAUUAAAAAUGAUUCUAGAUUUGGCAUUUAUCCAAACAAUGUGAUCUUCAACAGUAAUGGAGCAGUUAGCAUCUAUCCAAUGAGUAUUACUGGGAACCUGAGUCAGAGAAACUGCACCACUCUGUUUUCUAAUUUAACCACCACAUACACAGACACAUACUUCUUCAGAGUAGAGAGUGAACCACUCAAGUCAACAGCUUCUUGUGAUCCUCUUCAAAUAACAGUCAGAGAUUCUCCUUGGAGGCCCAAUAUUACAAUCCCAGGUGAUCUGAAGGAGAAGGAGUCUGUCACUAUAACCUGCUCAGCUCUCACUCCCUGUCCACACUCCCCUCCUCAACUCACCUGGAAUCUCCAACAAGACUCUCACAACAAAAUAGAGGAAAACACAGAUGGAAGCUUUACAACUAAAAUCCAGCAGACCAUCACUCUGUCAGACACACAUGAUGGAAAGAAGAUCAGCUGCUCUGCCAGAUAUCCUGUGAACCAAGGAAAAGACACCAAGACAGCAGAGACAGAAGAGACUCUCAGUGUUUCAUAUGCUCCUAAGUACACCUCUGCUUUCAUCAGUCCGUCAGGUUUGGUGUCAGCAGGCAGCUGGGUGAACAUGAUUUGCUCCAGCAGAGCCAAACCUCCAGUCAGCAGCUUCACCUGGUUCAAGAAGAGCAGAGAUGGAGCUGUGAAAGUAUCUGAAGGAGAGAUUUACAGCUUCAAUGUAACAGAUGGAGGAGUUUAUUACUGUGUGGCCACUAAUGAUCUGGGUAAUCAGACAUCAGCAGAGAUUCAUCUAACUCUUACUUACUGUGAAGGUGGAACACUGGAUGGUGUCUACACUAUAGUGAAGACUGUGGGAAUCAUAAUGCUUGUGAGCACACUGGGCAUGUUUGAGUGCUGGUUCAGAUCAAGACGCUCCAACAAUCCAGAGACAGAAAUCUGUCAGAUGAACACAGUCACAUCACAACACAUCCACUAAAGUUUUUGCAGGACAAACUCCACCUUAAAGUAUCACUUAAUUCACUGCAGUGGUGUAGAAUUAGUAGAAUCUUUACAUGUUUGGAUAUUUCUUUAUAGUUUGAUGUUCAACAGCUGUACAUGACCAUCAUACUCUGAGUACAGAGAUGGUAUUACAGAAAUAUCAUUCCUCAAGCCAGUGCUGUCUUCCCAAAAGUAAACUGUUCAGUUUUGCACCUUUAGAGCCAGAUUUACUAAACAGAGCAAAAUAGCAUGCCCAAAUGUUUCUGAUAGGUCUGGUAAGUUUUACAGGCACAGUCAGUUCAUUUCAGUGUGACAUGUCUGAUCUGCCAAGAGUCACGCAACUUAGCUUAAGCUCAUAAACUAACUGGGGAUUAAUCCUUCUGGGAGAAAUUAAGAUGUAGCUGCAUUAUGGUGGGGAAACAUAACAAUUAUCUAGAGAUCAAGAAUCACAAAAAUGUAUAAGUCCGUUUGUGUACUUGGUUUAAAUAUUGUACUUCCUAUUUUACGGCUUCAUUAAGGAAUUCCCUGAAAUUAAUAUGCAAGAGGGUCGGUGUAGAAAACCACUGACCACUCUUUGUCUAAUAGUCUAUGUUCAUCGUUUCUCUUUAAGCUGUAAUGGUAAUUUGUAAUUUAUCCUUUCUCCCUUUCACCUUAAAACCACAUGUUGAUGAACAAAUGAUCAUUUAUUCAAAAUUUCCUGAAUGUAUUUUGUGAACAUGGGAGGUAGAUACCGUCUCUCUGUAAAUAUUCCCGGCUUGUGCUUGCUCUUUUCAAAAGAAAAGCAUGCAGACUGCUGUCUGUGCUGUUGUUUGACCUCUUUGCAAAGGUAAA
Molecule: messenger RNA, 2146 nt
Organism: Oreochromis aureus
Lineage: Eukaryota; Metazoa; Chordata; Actinopteri; Cichliformes; Cichlidae
Product: myelin-associated glycoprotein-like
Exons: 7
Coding region: 153-1313 (386 amino acids)
Source: RefSeq, a predicted model, not a curated record